Messenger RNA from Lactuca virosa, 588 nucleotides. The record is from the annotation of a GenBank genome assembly. Lineage: Eukaryota; Viridiplantae; Streptophyta; Magnoliopsida; Asterales; Asteraceae.
AUGGCAGUUGGAGGUGGUGGUGGUGAAUUGGUGAUGGUGGAAGAAUUUUUUGUUUUGAUCAAAGGAAGGAUAUGCUGCAAAGCAGCUGGUUGUCCCAUGGCAAGCAUCUUUAGUUUGGUUGAAAGAGGCAAAGGAAAUGCUCAAAGGAGGCGUCUACGUGACACAAAUCUAGAUGGUAAUGAUCCUUCCCUACAAUUCCAAAGCCGUGGGCUAGACUCAUUCGCUGUGCAAAUGAUUCCCGUAACACAGUUUAAGAAAAAAAUAGAAUCAGAUAAAGUGAAUCAUUGCGAUGAAAGUACUGAAUGUUCAAUUUGUUUGGGUGAAUAUGAAGAUGAUGACUGGGUGAAAACCAUACCGAACUGCUCUCAUGUGUUCCAUGUAUCAUGCAUUGAUACUUGGUUUCAAACUCAUUCGAACUGCCCUCUUUGUAGAUCAGACAUUUUUGAUCUUGAAGUUUCGGUCUCUACGUGUGGAAGUAGAGGAAAUCUCAUUAGAGAAGAGGUUGAUGAAGAAAGAUCGGUUUUUUAUCAAACUCUUCGCUCUCAUAUCCUUCAAAAUUCUAACUUUGCUAGGCUAGAUCAGAACUGA